Camelina sativa (false flax) is the source of this 1571-nucleotide messenger RNA. The record is from RefSeq and is a predicted model, not a curated record. NCBI's taxonomy places the organism in Eukaryota, Viridiplantae, Streptophyta, Magnoliopsida, Brassicales, Brassicaceae.
AUGGGUUUGUUAAUGGAAGCUAUUGUUGCUACGAUAUUGUUGUCCUUGUGUUUUGCAAUAACAGAGUCAGCUCCAGAAUCUGCUCUCAUUACCAAGCUUCCUGGUUUCAACGGCACUUUUCCAUCUAAACACUAUGCCGGGUAUGUGGCAAUAGAUAAAGAACGUAGUAAGAACCUAUGGUAUUACUUUGUGGAAUCAGAGAGAAAUGCUUCAACAGAUCCAGUUGUGCUUUGGCUUAAUGGUGGUCCAGGUUGCUCUAGCUUGGACGGAUUUGUCUACGAGCAUGGUCCAUUCAAUUUCGAUCCAAAAAAGAAAAAUAGAAAUCUUCUACAACUCAAUCCUUAUAGUUGGUCCAAGGUGUCCAACAUCAUAUACCUUGACUCUCCAGUUGGUGUAGGAUUCUCUUACUCAGAGAAAAAAUCUGAUUAUACAACUAAUGAUACGGGAACUGCUUCUGAUUCUUACACAUUCCUUGUCGAGUGGUUUAAGAUGUUUCCACAGUUUCAGUCAAAUCCGUUCUUUAUCUCAGGAGAAUCAUAUGCCGGUAUCUAUGUGCCAACUCUUGCUUCUCAAAUUGUUAAAGGUCAUAAGAAAGUGGCAAAGCCGGUUAUCAACUUAAAGGGAUAUUUGGUGGGUAAUGGAGUUACUGAUGAGGUGUUUGAUGGUAAUGCUCUUGUUCCCUUCACACAUGGGAUGGGACUUAUCUCUGAUGAACUAUAUGAGGAAACUAAAUUAGUGUGCAAAGGAACGUACUAUAAUACUGGUCAAUCAGAUCAAAGUAAAGAAUGUCUUAAUAAGCUCAAAAAUGUAUCACACACUGUGAGCUCAUUGAACAUAUAUAACAUCCUAGAACCGUGCUACCACGGAACAUCUCUAUCCGCCUUAGAUAUCGGAUUUCUGCCUAAGAGUCUCCUUACGCUAGGCAAAACAGAAAGGCCAUUGGCAGUGAGAAAGAGAUUGUUUGGUCGUGCAUGGCCUCUAGGCUCCGUUGUGCGUCCAGGCAUUGUACCUAGUUGGUCUCAACUCCUCGCUGGCUCUGGUGUUCCUUGCGUUAACGAUAUAGUUGCGACUAAAUGGUUGAACGAGCCAGCUGUAAGGAAAGCGAUUCAUGCUAAAGAGGAACGCGAUAUUGGAAGUUGGCAGUUGUGCUCAGACAAACUCGAAUAUACACACGACACUGGUAGCAUGAUCGAACUCCAUAGAAACCUCACUCUUAGUGGCAUUCGUGCUCUCAUUUACAGCGGAGAUCAUGAUAUGUGUGUACCAUAUACUGGUUCUGAAGCAUGGACUAAGUCAAUAGGAUACAAAGCGACUGAUCAAUGGAGGCCAUGGUUUUCAAAUCACCAAGUUGCCGGGUUUACACAAGGGUAUGCGAACAAUCUCACAUUUAUAACCAUCAAAGGUUCAGGACAUACCGUUCCAGAAUACAAACCGCGUGAAGCUUUGGACUUCUAUAGCCGUUUCCUAGCCGGGAAAAAGAUAUAAAUUACAAUAAAAUUCAUGUUUUCUCUCAACUUCAAUUUUAAUAAAAUUAAUGUUUUCUCCCCUUAAAAAUGUGAAGGACUCUAAUU